This is a messenger RNA of Annulohypoxylon truncatum, 3084 nucleotides long. RefSeq names its product plasma membrane H+-ATPase. The transcript has 4 exons. Gene Ontology annotation, molecular function: ATP hydrolysis activity; ATP binding; P-type proton-exporting transporter activity. NCBI's taxonomy places the organism in Eukaryota, Fungi, Ascomycota, Sordariomycetes, Xylariales, Hypoxylaceae. Gene Ontology annotation, cellular component: plasma membrane. The record is from RefSeq and is a predicted model, not a curated record. Gene Ontology annotation, biological process: proton export across plasma membrane; regulation of intracellular pH. The coding region runs from base 1 to 3084 and encodes 1027 amino acids.
AUGGCACCCAAUUUUAGAAAAAUUAAGGCUUUUGGCGGUCAUAAGAGGGGCGCUGCGCCGCCUGGUUAUAUCGACACCACAAUUGAAGAGACGUCUGAUCAUGACCUAGAAGCAGGAAGUUUCUUGACAGAGAACACAAGGAAUAAUACCGUCGACAGUAACAGCCAGGGUGACAACCCGUACUUGGACGAAUAUAGAGCCUUGGUUCGUUAUGUCGACACGUAUAGAGAUUCAAACGCGGAAGUGGGGGAGGAGGACUUCUCGCAAGAGGAUCAACGAAGGCCCUGGUGGGCAUUCUGGAAAGGUGGCAAAGCUGGCUACGCUCGUGCAUCUCUAAGCGAAUUCGAGACGCCGAGUGACUGGCUAAACACAGAUAUCAGAGAGGGUCUCUCAUCAAUGGAAGUUGAACGGAGACGGAAGUUCUCUGGAUGGAACGAGCUUUCAACCGAGAAGGAGAACAUGUUCCUCAAAUUUGUUGGCUUUUUCCGUGGCCCUGUUCUCUACGUCAUGGAAGUUGCCGUCAUUAUUGCUCUGGGCAUGCAGGAUUGGCUAGAUGCUGGCAUCAUUAUUGGUAUCUUGAUGCUUAAUGCUGUCGUCGGCUGGUACCAAGAAAAGCAGGCCGCCGACGUCGUUGCUAGCUUGAAGGGAGACAUUGCUAUGAAGGCUCGUGUUGUUCGAGAUGGGCAUGAAACGGAAAUCAAAGCCCGAGAGCUUGUACCAGGCGACAUCAUUAUCAUCGAGGAAGGUCAUGUUGUUGCGGGUGAUGCUCGUCGCAUCUGCGAGUAUGAUAAUCCUCACGGACAAGCGCAGUAUCAGGCGGAACUUACAGCCCAAGAUGUCACGUCACCGCGCCAGGAGAAAUUCGAGGAGGGAGACGACGAGGGAACUCCUCACAUAGGCCAUGCGAUCGUUGCUAUCGACCAGAGUGCCAUCACUGGCGAAUCUCUUGCGGUUGAUAAGUAUAUGACCGACACUGUUUACUAUACAACUGGCUGCAAACGUGGCAAGGCCUACGGCGUGGUUACUUCUGGUGCACAAGCUUCUUUUGUGGGCAAGACGGCUAGUCUCGUUCAAGGAGCUAAGGACUCGGGUCAUUUCAAGGCGAUCAUGGACUCGAUUGGUACUACUCUCUUGGUCCUCGUCGUUUUCUGGAUUCUUACUGCCUGGAUUGGCGGUUUCUAUCGCAACCUUCACAUCGUUCUCCCGGAGGAAAGUUCGAACAACCUGCUGACUUACGCACUGAUUCUCCUGAUCAUUGGUGUACCUGUUGGGCUUCCUGUCGUCACAACCACUACUUUGGCUGUUGGUGCCGCAUACCUUGCUAAAGAAAAGGCUAUUGUGCAGAAGCUAACUGCCAUCGAGUCGCUUGCCGGAGUUGAUAUCCUUUGCUCUGACAAGACCGGUACUCUUACAGCUAAUCAACUUUCUGUACGCGAGCCUUUUGUUAUGGAAGGUGUGGAUAUCAACUGGAUGAUGGCUGUUGCAGCUCUAGCCUCAUCGCACAACAUCAAGGCUCUCGAUCCAAUUGACAAAAUCACUAUCCUUACCCUUAAGCGAUAUCCUAAGGCCAAGGAGAUGAUUAGCGAGGGCUGGAAAACCGAGAAAUUUACCCCCUUUGAUCCCGUUUCUAAACGUAUCACUGCUGUGUGCACUCACCAAGGUGUGCGUUACACUUGCGCAAAGGGUGCUCCCAAAGCUGUCUUAGCUCUGACGGAUUGCAACGAACAACAAGCUGCCCUGUUCAGGGAGAAGGCUACAGAGUUUGCGCGCCGUGGCUUCCGUUCCCUUGCUGUCGCUGUUCAAGAGGAAGAUGGCCCUUGGGAGAUGCUUGGGAUGAUUUCUCUCUUCGACCCCCCGCGCUCCGACACAGCUCAAACUAUCGCCGAAGCGCAGGCCCUAGGUCUCUCCGUUAAGAUGUUGACCGGUGACGCUAUUGCCAUUGCGAAAGAAACUUGCCGGAUGUUAGCCCUGGGAACCAAGGUAUACAACUCUGAUAAGCUGCUUCAUAGCGGUAUGGCUGGUACUGCUAUCCACGACCUCUGCGAAAGGGCGGACGGGUUUGCUGAGGUGUUCCCUGAGCACAAGUACCAGGUAGUCGAGAUGCUCCAACAACGUGGUCACCUGACAGCAAUGACUGGUGAUGGCGUUAAUGAUGCGCCGUCGCUGAAGAAAUCCGACUGUGGUAUCGCGGUUGAGGGUGCAACCGAGGCCGCCCAGGCAGCGGCCGACAUCGUUUUCUUGGCACCAGGUCUCAGUACCAUCGUUUCAGCUAUCAAGAUUUCUCGCCAAAUUUUCCAACGCAUGAAAGCUUAUAUCCAAUACCGUAUUGCGCUUUGCCUGCAUCUUGAGAUCUACCUAGUCACUUCUAUGAUCAUCAUCAACGAGACAAUCCGCGCGGAUCUGAUCGUGUUCCUGGCUCUGUUCGCCGAUUUGGCCACCAUCGCCGUUGCUUACGAUACUGCGCAUUAUGAGAAGCGACCUGUAGAAUGGCAGCUCCCCAAAAUCUGGAUCAUCAGCAUUGUCCUUGGUGCAUUGCUCGCCCUCGGAACUUGGAUCCUUCGUGGUACACUUUGGCUUCCGGGUGGUGGUGUUGUUCAGGACUACGGCAGCAUCCAGGAGAUCAUUUUCCUACAGGUCUCACUGACUGAGAAUUGGCUCAUCUUUGUUACGCGCGGUUUCGAGACGACACCUUCAUGGCAGCUUGUCAGCGCUAUUUUUGGUGUUGAUAUCCUCGCAUCCCUCUUUGCCGGUUUCGGUUGGUUCUCUGGUGGAGUGGGCGAGCCGUCGAGUCCAGCGUCGAUUUCGUCCAAGCUAUCGCAGAAUGGCGCCACCGACAUCUUGACUAUCGUUGUUGUCUGGGUGUACUCAAUUGCCUGCGUCAUCGUCAUCGCCAUCAUCUACCAGAUGCUAACUCGGAUGAAGAGCCUCAACGACCUUGGUCGGAAGAAGAGAUCGGCCCAGGACACGAUGAUGGAGAACAUCCUCACGCACCUGAGCAAGGUCGCGCUAGAACACGAGCGCGACGAGAAGGGCGGCGACCGCUUUUACAUCGCUCAGAAGCAGGUUGUGGAGGAAGAGGAAUGA